CUGGACCCUAGCCUAGCGUGCAAUUCAGCUUCCGGCCUGUGACCUUCUCAACUCCAUUUGUGUGUGUCGCUCAUGAAUGUGUUCGUAUCUGAAGCCAAACGCGUUCUAUCGGAGGUAGAGCGAUUUCUUGCUGCUAUUGCCAACAAAUUGCCUCCUUCAUUAGACAAGGAACGCAGCAGCUUGUUGUACAAAAUCCUAGAAAUAAAAAGGAAACAUCAGAAUGAUCAUCCUGCACAGCCUCGUUUUCCUCCUGAACUUCACAACGCUGCUCCACCGCUUCCUGAUCGUCGAGGCAGUAGUGCUAGUCAGUCGAGCAGGUCCUCAUCUGGUCCGGCUGUUCCUCCUCGACCUUCGAGUAGCAUGUCUGAAACUGAGGUGUUUCAAGAAACAUAUGAUGUUGUUGAUGCUGAUGUAGGAUUUGACAAGAAAGCAAUAGCACCUAGAGAGAAGUCAAGGUCUAGUAGUGACCAGCCGUCAUAUUUGACCACUAGACAUGAGGGGAAGAUGGCAUCCGUAGAUGCAGACGAAUUGUAUGAACCACCCGGACUUCCCUCUGCUCCCAACAAACACGACGAGCUCUAUUUAGAGGCAGACACACAUCUUGAUUAUGACAAGAAUUAUCAUGUGAUGGAACAAGCAAACUGGCAAACGAAAAGUAUGGAGAGUGGUGGUCAACUAAUCACUGAUGAUGUCUACACAGAUAUGGAUGAAUCACCUUGCACUCCUAUGCCACCAACUACUAAAGCUCUCACAAUGAAACCAAAAUCAGUGGAUAAAGGCUCGGUGAAGAGGAAAGCGAACACACUCACAAGGGGGCAAGUAAUGUUGGACAGUAUCACCAAUCCAGAUUAUACAGGCAAACUAAAGAGAAAGACAACCAACAUUGUAGUCAAAUGGCUGGAACAAACUGUUGUUGUGAAAGACAACAUGAUAUUCAUUGGUGACAAGGAUAUAUGUGGGGGAGUUAAAGAAUUUUUCUCUCUAUCGGGUGCUGUGAUCGAGUCCACGAAAAUAGGCAAACAGCAGCAUACUUUCCAAAUCAAACCAACUCUUGGAAAGUAUGUGUGCUUUUCUGCUGAAAAUGCUGUCGAGAUGCAAGAGUGGAUUCGGGUGUUGAACAGGGCUGCAUCAAAAUCAGCUGCAAUGACAAACAGCUCAAAGGAGCUCGAUGAGGAUCGAGUGAAUGAGACAGAGCCAACAGACACACUCAUCACAGAAGAUCUCUAUGAAAUGCCAGAAACAGAUAUUGGCCAGCAGGUGCAGCCUCCUGGGAAAGAACCUGACAAGGAUGAAAUAUUCGUAGGAAAAUUCUAUCCUCAAGACAAGCGUGCAGAGUUCCAGCACAUUUACAAGGCACAGUAUGACUGCAUGGGCGAGGGUGAUGAUGAGGUGACUCUCAGAAGAGGUCACCUCAUAUUAAUUGACUUCAAAGAUCACAAUGACUGGUGGGUUGGCACGACUCAAACGCCGGAUGGGAAAUUUAAUGGAAAGAGAGGCUUUGUACCUCGAGCAUAUCUUACUCCAGCAUUUGAAAGUUUGUAGAAGAAUUAAAGAAGCAACAUCGACCAAGAGCCGCAUUUGUAGUUGGCUAUUUAUGUUUGUGUAGAUAUAGUUGACUUAGAUUUGUUAUUAUGCCUAUGCACCUUCCGACUAAGCAGGCUGUGUGUUAUUAGUCUGCAUGUGGAGGGAGUGUCUCGUGUCACGUGAGUAACUUCCUGGGCCGGGCAUUUAAAAUAAAUAUUGUCUCUGUGCGUGCA
Molecule: messenger RNA, 1757 nt
Organism: Corticium candelabrum
Lineage: Eukaryota; Metazoa; Porifera; Homoscleromorpha; Homosclerophorida; Plakinidae
Product: src kinase-associated phosphoprotein 1-like
Exons: 3
Coding region: 73-1542 (489 amino acids)
Molecular function (GO): protein binding
Source: RefSeq, a predicted model, not a curated record